UGUCUUUAAAUACAGGAUGAGUAAAUGUUCGUUAGUUGAUUAGCUUGACCAGGUGGCAAACAGAACAGCGGUGCCAGGUUGACCCUUCACUGCUCCUUCGGUUAGACAACAGUGUUCAAAUUUAAAAUACAUUAAUAAGAUUCCCUCCGUCUCACCGUUCACGCCUUGCAAGACAAGUUCAGGCUUUUCUCCACUAGAGUGUGCCACUGGACCCCCCCUUUUUUUAACCAUACGAGUUCAUGUCAAAAGCAGAAUGUUCGUACAAUAAGGGUCUGUGUAAGUAGCUCCGCUAUUGCCUUCGUGUACCACACGGACAAACGAUUGUCAAUGGACUAUUUGAGACGGAUUUCAGUCGGCUUCUGCGACGACUGCCUGCGUUUAGGGGGUCUGGGUUUUUUGGGUUUUUUUUUUUUACUUGUUUGCAACCAGAUUCCUAUCCGGAUUGAAAGGAAAGCAACAAAGAAAAGGACUCAUUUCGAAACAAACAAAAAAAAAAUGCCGUGAGUCUUGAAGUUUAGUGGAUUUCGUGUGUUUGUUGGUUCUUCUAUUUUUGCAGCCGGUCGCUCUCACUCAAUUUAUAGUCGAUAGUGUACUCUUGGACUUGGCGUUAACGAGAGUGAUACAAUAUUUAGAUAAAGUAGGCUGAAAAUGUAGCUACUCGGAAUGUACCACCAGUGAAACCGAAGUUGUGCGUGCCGUGGGUUUGAAUUAUCUAAGGGAUUCAUAUUGAAUAUAACCUAUUUAUCUGUGAGCAGAGCUCCAGUCGUUAAGCAAGAGCGGAUUCAUUCCAGCUGCGGAGCCUUUCAUGUUAAUCAUUUCACGUUUAAUUAUAAGCUGACAGAGCCUAUCCCCCGAGGAAAAACUACUACAAUUCUGUAACUUUGAGACUUUUAAUGCAUGUUUUUUAUCCACGUGGAGCAUAGCAUGAUUUUAUAUGGAGCGUAUCUUAAUCUUUAAUAUCAUAUAACAUCAUAGUCCCAGUUUGACAAGAUAAUUCGCUCACAUUUCAACACAUAUCAUAGGCCAUAGUGACUCCUCUCCAGAGACUACAGCCAAGUAUUUUUCUUUUUCACAUGGGAUCAUUGGAAGUCUUCAGUACGUUUUCUUGUUUUCUUCCAUGCCCGUUCUGUGGUCCACUGUAAGCACAGUGGACCUCAGUCUAUAAACUUAUCAGGGACCUGCGGGCAUGGGAGAAGCGACCCCCGCUCAGUCUGCUGCAGGGACAUACGUACCCAUGUUGGGUGUUGGUUUAGGAGCUAUGCCCGGUGGGGUCAGCAACGGGCCGGUGGUGGCCAGCUCAAGGAGCUCCACAGUGCCACAGCUGCACAACGCCAUAGUUGAGCGUUUACGCGCCCGGUUAGAGACGUGCAGGAGGCACCAUUCUACCUGCGCGGACCGCUAUCAGCGAGGUCAGGCCGAGAGCACAGACCGGGAGCACGAGAGUACGCUUCAGCUGCUCAGCAUAGUCCACCAAGGUCCUGGGAACCGUAAAGCAAAAGGUAGCCGGGGAUCGAACCAGCAACCCCCAGACUACAGCAGGGCUAACGGAGAGCAAAAGGGGUCAGAUGGCGAGCAGAAGAUCCCCACACGCAUAGCGAUCCAUGGAUCUUUGCGAAGGAAGAUUGAGGGGCAUGCCCCAGGACAAAUAUCAAAGCAAAAUGGCCUCUCCUGUGGUUUCCCUGGAUCAGACUUUAAGCGGGUCCGUGUGGACCACAACUUAGCCCAGUCCCAUUCUCUGCAAGGCACCUCAGCCAUGAGCAUGCAGAGGAAGAAUUACAUGAUGCCUCAUGCACUGGGGUCAGACAUAUUCAACAUGACCCUGAAAGAAAUGAAGAAAGAGCCCUCUGAGAUCCAGUCUUGUGACCAGUCAAAUGCAGAGAUGAUGUUUGACUUCAAAGAUGAAGGUCAGAUUGAUCCAGAACUCCAGGAUCUCUUUGAUGAACUGACAAAGACGGUGCCUACACUGAAUGACCUGGAGUUUGAAAAGAUGCUAAAGCAGGAUGAUACAUUUGGCUUGGAUCUAGGACGGCCAAGCUCGGCGGGAGCAGCUGCCAGUCUGUGCUCUCCACUGGAGAAGCCGAUAAAGACAGAGCACUCACCCGAUUUUGGGCAGGCUCAUUGUGGCUCACCACAGCUUCGACCCGCUUCUGCAGGGCCCACUUUCACAUUGACCAGCACGUCUUCAACCACCACAUCGCAAAAAGCAAACACUCAGGCAGGACACCCAAGGAUGCCCUGUUGGCCUGAAAUAUCUCACGCAGAGCAGCUAAAGCAGAUGGCAGCAAACCAGCAGCAACCGAAUUCUCUUCUCCAUCACCACCACCAAACCGCACCUGUGGCCCUGACCAGCUGGGCUCCUUCCAUGAGCACCCACUCCUCCACCAGCACCUUCCCUCAAGACAAUGUCUCUAGCCCACUCCCACUCAACCAGCAGAGGAUUGGCUCUCACAAUAAAGGGAUCAACAACUGUCUCUUCAAACCAACCAGCCACAAUGGCUCCAAUCAUUUGGACAUGAAGGUUCUCAGCACCAAGCCUACAUUGCAUUUCAGCCCCAAAGUACCCCAUUCUGCCAGCCAGCCCAUGUCUAUCAUGACAAACCCAGUGAACAAGACAGAACAGCAGCAACAGUCACCUUCACCGGGCCCACAUCAGCCACAUUCAGGUCUCCAUUUCCAGAACCAACAAAACCCCACAUCAGGAGCCCUUUGUCUGCAAACCAAGACUGCUCACGGAGGGCUGCCUUUCAGACCGUCACAGCAGCGGCAGGGUCUUCCUGCUGGUCCAAGGCUGCCCACUAAUGGAAGCUUGGGAGUCAUGUCAGCCCAGCCACAACCACGACCCCCGGUCCCAAACAACCAGCAGAAAGGGCCUCCAAAAACACAGGCCAUGCAAAGACAGCUCAACCAACCCCAACACACCAUCGGCAAUUCAGACAAAGACAACACACAUGAUCAGUUUAGUCGUCACCUGACAAGACCACCGCCAGAUUACAAGCAGUCAAGAAGUAUAGCUGGAGUUCAGCAGGGAAACAUCUUCCCAGGUCGAAACUCCUCCCAGUGUCCUAACAGUGGCCCUGAGAAGACCCUACAGUCUUGUCACCUUGCAGUUGGUUCUGCUUCAAAGAUGAGUGCUUCACCAUCAGACCGUAGAUUUUCUAUUGGGACAGAUUGUCACCCCAGUUCUUGUGUCAGCCAAUGCCAGCAGCAAAACAGUCACAGUCAAAUUCGACUGAAUCCGAGUAAACCCAGGUUCCAGGGCCCAAACACACAAGGAAAGUCUUUUGGGAUAAACAGUGUGGCAGGUGUACAGCACCAGAGAUUGACAUCUCACUUGCGUUCCUCUGUGCCAGGACAGGGUGUAGGAGGGUUGGUGACAAAUGUCAACAUGGGCUGGGGUUCAGCCAACAAGCAAGUGACACCUGGACUCUGUAUUAGGCAGCUACCCAACCCACUACAGUCCCAGGGUGUGCAGGACUUACCGAACCAUCCAUUCCAACAGAGACACAUUGCCCCUCCCAACCAGGUAGCACCAGACAUCAGCAUGCACACUCUAAACCCUCCACUAAGAGACAUAGGCCAGAGAGUAAGUCAGGCAAUGAUGGGUUCUCCCUCAGCCGUGGGAAACCUUAACCAGGCCUCACCUGAACCGAGGAUACCAGCAGGGAACUUUACAGAGCCCAGUCCCAGCUCUAGCAGCUACCAUAAUAACAGAACUAACCGUCUGACCUUUGACUUCCUCCCAGAGGGGGACAACACAGUUCCGGGAAUCAAUGCAGACUCAGACUUCAUAGAUUCCCUGCUCAAAUCGGGCUCUGGAAAUGAUGACUGGAUGAAAGAUAUCAAUUUGGAUGAGAUUCUUGGUAGCCACUCGUGAAUUUGGGUCACAAAUGACUAAAAAUGGACCCACAGCUCAGAGCUUGUAGAGGUAUGUAAGGUGUAAAGGAUUACAUUUGUAAGUAAUAUUAAAAUGGACUUUUAUAGACUUAUUAUUACCCAGAUAUACUGAAUUGCUUUGUAUUGUAUUUACUGUGAAAAUCAAUUGUGUUCUAUGUACUCUGCGUAUUUCUUCCUGGUGUAUUGGCCAAGAAAUUGCUUUUCUAUGCAGUCACUGUUUUUGUGGUCUGUGCUCUGUGCUGUCUUAUAGAGUAAAGUACAAAAUUCACACUGUGAAAAGAAAAUAUUGCCAUUAUUUUCCUUUUCAUCCUGGUUUGUGUUUCAAAGUCUAGCAUCACGUGGUAUGAGCUUUCCAGUGUUUUGCUGCCAGACACAAGCAAGCUUGCAAAAGCGUUUUUUCCGCUUUACUUCCUUCUUGUUCAAACUGUUUCAUCUGUGGUAGUUACAGUUUAAAUUAUGUAACCAUUAUUUUUUUUCAUGUUAUAUUUAAUAAUUAUUGGAAUAGUAAGUAGACAUUAUAUUACAUGUAAUUAAUAAAAUUUAUUUGACUCAAGUUGUGCUUUUGUUGACUUUAUUUAAUAAUGAAUAGUUUGGUUUACUACAUCUCAUACUUCCAAAUCAGCGCAUGUAGAUACUCUUAAUUAAAGGAUGCUUUGAUGUUAUGUCCCACUUUACAGGGUUAGUGUGUUGAAAUGACACACUUUAACCCAAAUGGCAACCUUUUCAUAAAAAUAAACAAGUAGUGUUCAGUGCUUAAACUUAACAAAAUACUUUUUAGUGCCUUAAAAUAUUUAAGGCACCAAUGAAGCUUUUUGUUUGUUUGUAACUACCCCAAAUCUGUCCAUGCAGCUUUUGGUACCUAAAGCUAACCAGCAAGUAAAAGCAAAAGUGAAAGUUGGAUGGAAACAAGUCAGCAGAGUGAAUGAAUACCAAAGAAACAAAAUCAAACACACAAACAAAACCUAAACUGUUUUCUUCAGGCUGACAAAAAUGGUAUUAUGCAUAUUUAUUUUGUCCCCAAAACAGACAAGAUAUUCUGGAAGUCAUAUAUAAAUCAAACGAGGACAGCCUUCUUUCAUCUUAAGUAUUGUCAAAAUUAGGAACAUCCUAUCUAAGAGUGAAAGAAAAAUACUGCAUACAUACACAUAGUCCUUCUACUCUGGACUAUUUUUUAUUAGGGUGUCUCAGUACAACACUGAGAGAAGUGAGGCGAAAGUGUGCGAUACUGAAAAGAAAGCGAGUGAUGAUUGCUGUAUGAUUCCCCCCCAAACAUCAGCUUCUAAAACAAAAUGUUCAGCACUGCCUGAACUGAAACAACCAUUAUUCUAGAUAAUUACACCUGCAGACGAGUGUUGCUGAGGGACUGUAAUAUUGUUAUGUAAUGAUGAUUUGCACAAAAUGUCAUUGAACCCUACAAAGCAGAUAUUAUAUUGGUUAUGUAUUUUAGCUAAUAACGCUCAUGAUUAAAAAAUAAAACGAGAAGCCUGGAAAUUUGUUUACAGUAUGUCUUGUCUGAAGUAAAGGCACAAACAAUUAUAAUGAUUAAAAAAUGUUUCAAAAUGAACAACUUACAGAAAAAGUAAGUCUCACCCCAACCGGUUGCGGCAGAUGACCACCCCUUUCUGAGCCUGGUGCUGCCGGAAGUUUCUUCCUGUUAAUAGAGAGUUUUUCCUUCUCACUGCCCCCAAGGGGGUCAUAUGAUUUUGGGGGGUUUUUGAGUUUACGCAGAUGUUUUGCAUUGGAGGUAGUGUAAGGUUCAUGCAUUAAUCUAAACUCUUUGGCCUGAUGUAAGACCCAAAUUGGAUGUAUUAUGAUACGAUAAUGCACUGGCAUGUAACUGUCCUGUUCAGUAUCUGGCACAGCCUCUCGGUCAGGUAAGCCAAGUAUACUUUACCGAUUGCUUUGAAAGACGUGUGACCAUCAACAAUGAAAAGUUAAUUCAAAUUCCCUAGGAGGAAUUGUUUGUGUUCUUUAUAUUUUAAUGUUUUGGGUCCAAUCUAUUCUUUGUUUGAUUUUUGUUGUUGUUUUUUUUUGCCAUUGUCUUGCUAUUUUCAGAGUUAUCUUUCCAGAGUUUCAGUAGCUAAACUAUUAAUUUGGUGAAAAAAAUACAAUAAAAUAAUAAAAAUAAAAUUAUAAAUCUUUGCAUAAAAUUUCAUAUAUAGACAUUUAUAAAUACAAUAAAAUAUAGAAAACACAUGUGUGCAGUACACAGGUUCAACAACAUAUCAGCAUAAGAAUAGAAUAGAAUAGAAUAAUCCUAUAAUUGUCCCACAAGGGGAAAUUUGGUUACUUAAAUAAGAGCAUUUAUUUAAACCUGGUAACAAUGCUAGUGUUUACCCCCCAAAUACCCCUGACAGCAUAAUGCCGCUGGAGGCGGAGCUAAACGUGGGCAGUCAGGGCUCUGACGUGUUUUGAGGUUGAUGGUGUUCGUUGUAGUUACCUACUGUGAACACAAGAGGGAAUCAACAUAUCCUUCUGUUCAAGUUACCCUUUCACUUCCAAGGCUUUUAAUUUGAGGCUGAAAGUCUCAAAAACCUUUAGGUGGGCGUCGGUUUAACGCGCUGUUUAGUUUGCGUGACGUGACGUGACGUGUGACGCAUGUCUUUCCCUCUUCUUCCUCCGCUUUUCUGUCAGUCUUCACUGUCCCUAUCGAAAAUGAAGCCAUAAGAUAAAAAGGCCCCCCAAAAAAGUUUCUGGUGAAUGCUAAGAUAAAAUUGCUCGUUUCAGUUAAAUUUAUUGUUUGUUGCUGAAAAUGCUAACCUUUAGUUUUCAGUAAUUUCAGUAGUAGUUUGAAUCAUUUUAAUAAUAAUAAUAGGUUUACAUAAAAUGUAAUAAUUAUUUUAAAGUGUGUAUAACUCACUAGUUGGAGUAGUAAUGCAUUUCUAUAUAUAUUUCAGAGUAUCCACCUUCGAAGAAUUGGUUUGAAAUUGGCAACACUAUGUAUAACUGGAUUCAGCAAAAUGGGUAUGAAGCGUCAAGUAAAUUGCAUAAAAAAGUUAGUUGGUAGAAAAAUGUAAACCAAAUUCAUUAAUCGAAAUACACAGUGCAUAGUCCGGUGCUAAACUGGUAUGAACAAUGACUUUUAUUUUGACAUUCACCGGAUGUAUCGCUUCUCAACAGUUCCACCACUAGAAGGCUAACAAUUAGAGCCUUUAAUAAUUAUUUUGAAACCAAAGAUUUUAGAAAAAUGUUUGCUGUACAAUACAAUUAGAAUUCAUGCUUAAAACAAACGAUAAAAAACAAAAUAUGACACAGGGAAAUAUUACCACAAAGUAUAUACUUUAUUUUAGGCCAAUUUCAAAGUAUCAUAUGAAGAAAGAUAUAUUGUAACAGAAUUUGUUCUAAAACACAUGCACAUUUCUAUCAAAAAAAAAAAAAAAAAAAAAAAAAAAAAAAAAGAACAGAUCAUUACUGAAUAUAAAUUCAUUUCAUGUGCAUUUAGAAAACUCUAAAUACAAAAUCCUUUAACUUGUGAUUAGUUCUACUGCUACAAUGAGAGUCAACAGCUAAUAUGCUCUGACAAUUACACACUAAGCAUAAAAUCAGGUCUGUGUGACAAAAUGCAUUGAUGCAUUAAAACGAAAACUAGCCGUGCAAUACGAGCACUGUGGUGUACCACUCAUUUUAGUUGCAUUGUUCUCACCAACACUGUUCAUCCAUCUUAAAAAUCCAUCAGCACGUGACUUAAUAUUCAGUAAAAUCAAAACUAAAAAGAGGUUUCUCAUGAAUAAAAAAAAAAAAAAAAUAUAUAUAUAUUAUAUAUAUAUAUAUAUU
Messenger RNA from Haplochromis burtoni (Burton's mouthbrooder), 7668 nucleotides. RefSeq names its product mastermind-like protein 2. The record is from RefSeq and is a predicted model, not a curated record. Gene Ontology annotation, biological process: Notch signaling pathway; positive regulation of transcription of Notch receptor target. Gene Ontology annotation, cellular component: nucleoplasm; nuclear speck. Gene Ontology annotation, molecular function: transcription coactivator activity. NCBI's taxonomy places the organism in Eukaryota, Metazoa, Chordata, Actinopteri, Cichliformes, Cichlidae. The transcript has 5 exons. The coding region runs from base 1187 to 3874 and encodes 895 amino acids.